This is a messenger RNA of Choloepus didactylus (southern two-toed sloth), 9059 nucleotides long. RefSeq names its product SLIT-ROBO Rho GTPase activating protein 3 (gene SRGAP3). The coding region runs from base 844 to 4191 and encodes 1115 amino acids. Gene Ontology annotation, molecular function: protein binding. Lineage: Eukaryota; Metazoa; Chordata; Mammalia; Pilosa; Megalonychidae. Gene Ontology annotation, biological process: signal transduction; negative regulation of cell migration. Gene Ontology annotation, cellular component: cytoplasm. The record is from RefSeq and is a predicted model, not a curated record. The transcript has 24 exons.
CCUUGGGUUCUCCCGUUGCAGCAGGAAAACUUCCAUCUCGCUCUCCUGGCUUUGAGCCUCACUGUACAUCAGACCAGAGGCGCCGAAGGGAGGAUGCGAGAUGACCGGCCCUCUGGCAACCUGACCAUCUCUUUAGCAGAGCCUUGGAAAGCCAGCCGGGGGCUGUCUGCACGACCAAGGAGGCGCCUCUCGUGGAUGUGUGUGUGUGAGUGAGUGAGCGAAUGUGUGUGCGCGUGUGAGUGAGGGUGUGUGUGUACACUGUGGCUGUGUAUGUGUGUCCAGAUGAGUGUGUGAGUGCACGUGAAUGUGUAUGUGUGCAUGUGCGUAAGUGCUCUUGGUUAUUAUUUUUUUUGGAAGAAAAAUCUUGAAAAUCUGGGGCAGGUUGCUGUGCUUUUAGGGUGGUUCUUUUGCAAGAGGCGCUGACCAGUGCGAUCUAUUAGAGCCAUUUCUCGGCAAGAGAAGAGAAUUUUUUCCCCCUGAAGGAGAAGGAUUUUUCCCCCCAUUCUGCAGCCAAGGAAAAGAGAUUAGCCCCUAAACCUGUGAAAUCGACCAGAGCUGUGUGAUUCCCAGGGUUUGAGAGAGGACUCGGGAAGAAAAGGAGAAAUAAAUCAAACAGCUUGCCUGUUCCUUCGGCCCCGUCGGAAGAUGUCAUCUCAAACUAAGUUCAAGAAAGACAAAGAGAUCAUUGCCGAAUAUGAAGCCCAAAUAAAAGGUGCUGUCCUAGAAUCUGUUCAAGAACCUUGCCUGAGAGUGACAUCACGUUCUCUGGAUUGGAACUGGCAAGCUAUAAUUCCUUCCAAAGCCCUUUGAAAAUCAGAACAACAUUUGCCAGUCUCCAGCUUUAUGGUGCCUCUUACCCCUCUCCAAGAGGUUCCAGAGGGAAAUAUGAUAGAGACCCUGGACUGGGAAAUGAGCACCUGUUCCAAAGCUGCAUCUCAACACCCUAUGCAGAGCUCUGAGAUCCGCACACAGCUGGUGGAACAGUUCAAAUGCCUGGAGCAGCAAUCCGAGUCGCGGCUGCAGCUGCUUCAGGACCUCCAGGAAUUUUUCCGCAGGAAAGCUGAGAUCGAGCUGGAGUACUCCCGCAGCCUGGAGAAGCUGGCCGAGCGUUUCUCUUCCAAAAUCCGCAGCUCCCGGGAACAUCAGUUUAAGAAGGACCAGUACCUCCUCUCGCCCGUGAACUGUUGGUAUUUGGUCCUGCAUCAGACCAGGCGGGAGAGCCGAGACCAUGCCACCCUCAAUGACAUCUUCAUGAACAAUGUCAUCGUCCGCCUUUCCCAGAUCAGCGAGGAUGUCAUCAGACUUUUCAAAAAGAGCAAGGAGAUUGGCCUGCAGAUGCACGAGGAGCUCCUGAAGGUCACCAAUGAGCUCUACACAGUCAUGAAAACCUACCACAUGUACCACACGGAGAGCAUCAGUGCAGAAAGCAAGCUGAAGGAGGCUGAAAAGCAGGAGGAAAAGCAGUUCAACAAAUCGGGAGACCUCAGCAUAAAUCUGCUCCGGCACGAGGACCGGCCCCAGCGCCGCAGCUCUGUGAAGAAGAUUGAGAAGAUGAAGGAGAAGAGGCAGGCUAAGUAUUCUGAAAACAAGCUGAAAUGCACGAAGGCCCGAAAUGACUACUUGCUGAAUCUGGCAGCCACCAACGCAGCUAUAAGCAAAUACUACAUCCAUGACGUCUCUGAUCUAAUCGAUUGCUGUGAUUUGGGCUUUCACGCCAGCCUGGCCCGCACCUUCCGGACCUACCUCUCAGCUGAAUACAACCUGGAGACCUCUCGCCACGAGGGGCUGGAUGUCAUUGAGAAUGCGGUGGACAACCUGGAUUCCAGAAGCGACAAGCACACUGUCAUGGACAUGUACAACCAGGUCUUCUGCCCCCCACUCAAGUUUGAGUUCCAGCCCCACAUGGGGGAUGAGGUGUGUCAGGUCAGCGCUCAGCAGCCCGUCCAGACAGAAUUGCUCAUGCGGUACCACCAGCUGCAGUCCAGACUGGCCACUCUCAAGAUAGAGAACGAGGAGGUUAGAAAAACCCUGGAUGCCACCAUGCAGACCUUACAAGACAUGCUGACGGUUGAGGAUUUUGAUGUCUCCGAUGCCUUCCAACACAGUCGAUCUACUGAGUCUGUAAAGUCAGCUGCCUCUGAGACCUACAUGAGUAAGAUCAACAUUGCCAAAAGGAGAGCCAAUCAGCAGGAAACAGAAAUGUUUUAUUUUACAAAAUUUAAAGAAUACGUGAACGGCAGUAACCUCAUCACCAAACUACAGGCCAAGCAUGACUUACUCAAGCAGACCCUGGGCGAAGGGGAAAGAGCAGAGUGUGGCACCACCAGGCCCCCCUGUCUUCCCCCUAAACCACAGAAAAUGAGGAGACCUAGGCCUCUCUCAGUGUAUAGCCAUAAACUCUUUAACGGCAGUAUGGAAGCAUUCAUUAAGGAUUCUGGACAAGCUAUACCGCUUGUAGUUGAGAGCUGCAUCCGAUACAUCAAUUUAUACGGACUCCAGCAGCAGGGGAUUUUCCGAGUGCCGGGAUCUCAGGUGGAAGUCAAUGACAUCAAAAAUUCCUUUGAGAGAGGUGAAGACCCCCUGGUGGAUGAUCAAAAUGAACGUGAUAUCAAUUCAGUCGCUGGUGUCUUAAAACUCUAUUUCCGAGGACUGGAAAACCCACUCUUUCCUAAGGAAAGGUUUCAAGAUUUGAUAUCUACUAUUAAACUGGAGAACCCAGCUGAGAGGGUGCACCAGAUCCAACAGAUCCUCAUCACUCUGCCCCGGGUGGUCAUCGUGGUCAUGAGAUACCUCUUUGCUUUCCUCAACCAUCUUUCCCAGUAUAGUGACGAGAACAUGAUGGAUCCCUACAACCUGGCCAUCUGCUUCGGGCCCACCCUCAUGCACAUCCCUGAUGGACAGGACCCUGUGUCCUGCCAGGCACAUGUCAAUGAAGUCAUCAAAACCAUCAUCAUCCAUCAUGAAGCCAUCUUCCCCAGCCCCCGGGAGCUAGAGGGGCCUGUGUAUGAAAAGUGCAUGGCUGGAGGGGAAGAAUAUUGCGACAGCCCACACAGCGAGCCAGGGACCAUCGAUGAAGUCGACCAUGACAAUGGCACUGAGCCUCACACCAGCGAUGAAGAAGUGGAGCAGAUUGAAGCCAUUGCCAAGUUUGACUAUGUGGGCCGGUCCCCCCGCGAGCUGUCCUUCAAGAAGGGGGCCUCACUGCUACUGUACCACCGCGCCUCAGAGGACUGGUGGGAGGGCCGUCACAAUGGCGUGGACGGACUCAUCCCACAUCAGUACAUAGUUGUACAGGACAUGGAUGAUGCCUUCUCGGACAGCCUGAGCCAAAAGGCUGACAGUGAGGCCAGCAGUGGGCCACUGCUGGAUGACAAGGCCUCCUCCAAGAACGACCUCCAGUCCCCCACAGAGCACAUCUCGGAUUACGGCUUUGGGGGGGUGAUGGGCCGAGUGCGGUUACGAUCUGAUGGAGCGGCCAUCCCCAGGCGCCGAAGCGGGGGCGACACACACAGCCCGCCCCGGGGCCUGGGCCCCAGCAUAGACACGCCACCCCGGGCCGCCGCCUGCCCCAGCAGCCCCCACAAAAUCCCCCUCACCCGGGGGAGGAUUGAGAGCCCCGAGAAGCGGAGGAUGGCGACGUUCGGGAGCGCCGGCAGCAUCAACUACCCUGACAAGAAGGCGCUCUCUGAAGGGCACUCGAUGAGGUCGACAUGCGGCUCCACCAGGCACAGCAGCCUGGGGGACCACAAGUCCCUGGAGGCUGAGGCCCUGGCAGAAGACAUCGAGAAGACCAUGAGCACGGCUCUGCAUGAGCUGCGGGAGCUUGAGAGGCAGAACACGGUCAAACAGGCACCAGAUGUGGUGCUGGACACCCUGGAGCCCCUGAAGAACCCUCCAGGCCCUGCCAGCUCGGAGCCUGCCAGCCCCCUGCACACCAUUGUCAUCCGUGACCCAGACGCCGCCAUGCGCCGCAGCAGCAGCUCUUCCACGGAGAUGAUGACCACCUUCAAGCCUGCCCUGUCUGCCCGCCUGGCUGGCGCCCAGCUGCGCCCGCCCCCCAUGCGGCCCGUGCGGCCCGUGGUCCAGCACCGAUCCAGCAGCAGCAGCAGCUCGGGCGUUGGCAGCCCGGCCGUGACGCCCACUGAGAAGAUGUUCCCCAGCAGCUCAGCGGACAAGUCGGGCACCAUGUGACCUGCAGGAUGGGGCGGCACCGCUACGGCCUGCCCUGGCCUCUGUGGUCUCCACUUCUUCCCAGGAAUCCUGGCCUUGGAGAGAGGGAGGGUUUCUCUGUGCAGAGCCGAGGCCUACAGUGUUGGCUGCAGCUCACAUCCAGCCACGUGGAUCCAACAGACACCCAAAGGAAAGCGCAAGGGCAAGGAGAGCCCCCAGACAAGGAGAGCCCCCAGCUAGAGCAUUUCCUUAGAUGGUGGCAAACGUUAAAUGGCUUCACCCGCAUAUCAUCACUGGAAAACUAUUCUCUCUGUAUACAUAUAUAUGUGUGUAUAUGUAGAUGCAAAUAUAUAUGCACAUAUAUAUGUACGUAUAUGUCUGUAGGUGUGUGUGUAUAUAUAUAUUUAUGCAUCUAUAUACAUAUACUAGAUCUGGACACACACAUACUAAAUGUAUAUAGUAUCUCCUUUUUCUUUUUAUGAAACUUAGAUUUACCUCAGAUCCAUGCCACCAAACAUCUCCUGCUGAGUUAUUUGGUGGGAUUUGCAGGGACUUUUCUGGGAGAAUUUAGAAGCCCACAGUAACUGCGAAUGAAGCAAUACACCACUAACCUGCAGAAAACAAAGCAAAAACAAUCUCCCACUGUCUCCAGAAGUCGUGGCCUUCCCGAGCAGUCUGCCCCUAAAGGAAGGGUGGGGCAGGGGGUACCCAGCGCAGGCUGCUCCUAGGGGUGGGAAACCCUUCACAGAAAACCCCUUCCAUCCCAGAGACCCUGCCCUUCCACUCAGAGGCCAAAGGCCAACUGUACACCUGAAGGCACGGGAGGAAGUUGGCGAGAAGAACCCCGACCACGGAACCCUUGUGUUUGUAUGUAGAAAAGGGGGAUAAUGAGACCCGAAGCCCCAUCAUAGCACAGUAUUAUGUGUGGUUGGGAAAAAGAAAAAAAAAAAAAUAGUGGUGUGGAAAACUUCAAAACCUAGAAACGCUGUAGGAAUAAAUCUGUGGUAACUAUAGAAGUUUAACUUAUGCCAUUUUGAAAUAUUUAAUUUUUUCUUUUCCUCUUUCUACUAAUUAUACUGUGUCAGAUUCGGAACUAAACAGGCAAGGAGGCUUUGAGUUACAUCAUUUUAAUUUAACGUCAAGCCAGGCCGCCCUCUGGCUGUGCGUCUUGCAUGAUGUGCAUGAUCCGGAAGUGACCAGCUCAGACCACGGGCAUGGAGGGGCCGUCCUUCGCACUUCCUGUCCCAGACAACACAGCCAGUUGAGUUUAUGCAAGUGAAAUAACCUCUCUCCCUUGCCUUCCACUUCUCCUGCCCCCUCCAGGGCAUCUAGUGCAGAUGAAAAUAUGGUGAUAGAAAUGGGGGAGUGACCUUCAGGUAUAAAGAGCAAGGUUUCUGCCUUUUGACUGGGUAAAAGGCCUUCUGUGUUGCUUUCAUUCGAUUCCAUUUUACUUCCUCUUUUGAUCUCUUGGCUUUAGUUUUCCAGGAAUGGGCUGUUUCUGGAUAAUAGAACACAGGUGAAUCCAAUCCUAAUGGGACCACUUUUUCUUCUCCCCUCAUGCCAAGCUAAGGGCCUCCUCCCUACCAUUCUCAAGCUUCAUCUCUCUUCUCCUCUCGAGGCCUCUUGGUGGUCUCCAUGGCUGUGGUUUGGAGUCAAAAGUCUUGUGUGUGAGUCUCAGACCCUCCACUUAGCAGUUUUGUGACUUUGGGCAUGUCACUCCACCUCAUUGGGUCUCAGACUCCUGCUCCAUAAAAUGAGGAUAAUACUGCUAAAAUGAGAUGAUGUGAGAGAACCAGCUUUGUAAAUUGGUAAGCACUGUACAAACCCUUUUGCUCUUGUUAUGAUCAUUAACAAGGUAAGUCUUAUAGGUCAAAAACCACCCAGGACAUUUCUUUUGAAAUGUCCUAUUAGCAUUUGAGAAGUGGGCAGCUGGAAUUUUCCUAUCAGUUUAAUGAGAGCCCUGAAGAUAUAAGGGCCCUACAGAUAUAUCUACCCCAUUGAUGCUUGAAAUUCCAUCAGCAUUUCAACCAGCUGAAUUAAAUUUUGCCCUCUCUAGUAGGGAAUGGUAAGUCAUUCUACCUAGUCUGGACAGGCGAGCAUUCAGACCACAGAGCAAAGGAAAGAAUUCAGAAAGGGCCCCAAAAUGACAAACUUGACCUUUGUUGUUUUGCCUAGAGCCAGCCCUUCCUUUAUAGCUCUUGGAUAUGCAGGGGCCCCAGAACCAAUCAGGAGCCCUCUGCCUUUGAGCAUAUGAAGACAUUACCCCCAUUUUACAGCUUAGGAAAGCAAGGCCUUGGAGUGUGCAGUGACUUGCCCAAGAUUUAGUAGACAACUGAGAGUGGGGGCUGUCAGCUAGUGAAGUCAUUUAUUUGCAAGGUUGCUAUGCCAUGCAUCCAGGAUACAAGACUUCUCAUUUCUUUCCCUGAGAUACUCCCAGACCUUAAAUCUAGUCAUCUCCCACAUAAAAUAUAAUAGUCUCUGCCAUGAUUACCUAUUGGAAAGCCAAAAAUUGCCUGAUAUAUAUAUAUAACACCAGUCAGACUUUGUGUAUUUUUCUCUGAAUUGAAUUGACUAGCUUUGUCUUCCGUUACUGAAGAUGGACCUGCCUUUCACCAAAUUCCAUGAAGGCAGAGCCUUAAAUGUUUUCUUUAACCACCUACUUUUCCAUAGGGACACAGCUGAUGAUCUCACAUUCAGAAUAGCUCACACACAGUGGCAGACAUAUCCCCACUCAUCCAGCCCCUAAUCAGAGCUUCGGUGCAGAACCAAAUGGAAAAAUACUUUUCUGCCCCCCACCCCUUCCUGCUCAAGUGCUAUGCAUGCCUCCUUCACCCUCCACCUGCAUCCAUCGGGCCCUGGCCUUCUCUGCCUGACUCCUGCCUGUUUUGGUCCACUAUAUAUUGCUGUAUUUGCUUAAAUGCUGGAAAGUAACUGUUAAAAUGUGAAACUGUAAUUUUUAAAAAGGCUACAAUGAAAUUACGGCCAGUGCCACUCACCAAAUCUUUGCACCUAGUAGAUAGAUCAAUGUAAAAACAAAUACCAGAAACCUACGUGUACAGUGAGUGUGGGGGGAAAUGUAAUAACCUAGUUAGUAGUCCUCAAUAUAACCAGUUGUACAAGGCGAAGUGGUGUUUACCUACUUGUUCAUCACUAUUACUGAAAGCUGUACCAAUCGGUUAGUUGAAAAACGGGCAUUUCUGUUGCUUCACGGAAUGAUUUCUUAACCUUCGACUUACCCUGAAGUCAAGCCUUUUGUCUUUAUGUGUAACUGAUGUUCAGUCUAUUUUAGGAAUGAACCAGCAAGAUGUUCAUUUAGAACUGACCAAAGACAAUUCCUGGUCCGGUUUCCUUGGCCUCACAGCCCAGCUGCCGCUGAAGACUACCAGGGGCCAGCCCUCCUUGGAUGAAAUUGAGAACAAGCCGUGCUUCCUACCCCUCUCCCCCCUUUACUCCCUUUUCCUCUUAAAGAGCUGCUCUGAGCUGUGGGAUUCUAUGAAAAAUUCUUGCCUUUCCUUGUUUCCAGUGCUAACGAUUUCUCACCUCGAAGCGCCUUUUGAACCCCAGACAGAGCGCACAACCGGAGGGAAUUUGUGGGCUUGGGAAGGAGACUUGGGGGUGUUUACUCUGAGGUCACCCAGCCAGGGGUCAGGAGAGAAUUGAGUUCCUAAGGGACAAAAGGUUGAUGUUCAAUGAAGAAGUCGGAGUGGGAAGAGACAGGGAACUCGAGCCAUGCUUUGGCUCCCGGCUGGAAGCAGUGGUUCAGAGCUCUGCCUUAUGAACACUGAAGGACUGGUUUAUGGUACACAGAGGGGAGCUGGUGUGGGAAAGGGCCUUUACAUGGGGCCUCCUUCUCUGUUGGAGCCCCUUGGAGUGCCUUGAUGGGUGAUUUCCUUCUCAUUCAGAAGGCACGGGUGCAGAGGCCUUCCUGUGAUGUGGUGGUAUUUUGGCACUCAGCACACGUACAUAUGCCUGAUGGGAAACCACAAUGACAGUGUCAUGGUUCUUCCUCUCAGUCUUUCUGGUUCUCUCUUCACUCUUCCAGUUGGUUCCACACUAGGGCAAAUGCCUUAUUCUCCUGAGAAACUCAGAAAGAAGACUGGCUGGCUCACAAUCACGGCGGUGGGCCCUGUUGGACUGGGGGGCAGGGAGCAAGGAGGAAAAGGCAGAAAGGGGUGAGCCAAAGUGUUGCUUGGCUGAUUUUCUGCUAUGCAGAGCAAAUGCUGACGUUUCAUGUCAACUUCCCUGGUUCUCUGGGGUCUCUCUUCUGGGCAGUGAUGUAGAGAAUUCCCCACACACCCAGAGCUGCCCAAAGGGGCCGAUAGAAAGGACUUUUCUGUCAGAUCUGAGUCCUCCUGGCUUCUUUGAGGUUGAUCUUCCAGUGUCCCCCUGUCCCUUCCUCUGGGACUGGCCAAAUGGCCAUCGCUGCCCCUUGCUGACACCUUCCUUCUGUGUGAACUGCCCCAGGCAAAUAACGAAGCUUCUGUUCCUUGAACCAGAACAACCAGAGUGCACUUUUCCUUCCUUAGACGGAAGUAGAUCCUGGCUAGAGAUUCUGUUCAGGCUCUAGUUCCCAGCAGUGUGACUGUUUACAUGGUUUGGCAAUAGGUUUUGAUUCUGAUCGCUUCAGAGUGGCUGGUCUAUUUUGUUUCGUUUGGUUUCUUUCCUCCCCAAAUUGUGUCAGGAAAAACAAACCGAAGCCACUCUAGGAAAUUGCUGGUUGCCUGUCCCCACGUGAUGAUAAGUGUCGCCCUCUUCUGGAUAUCAUUUCUCUACCUUAUGACCAAACGCCCGUCCUGUAGAGUGUCUGAUUGGAUCCUCUGUCGCGUAUUUUGAUGGUGCCUGCUGGUUUGACGUGGAGCUAUCCUGUGAAAUAAAACAGCUUAACUUUU